AUGUCUGUCCUCAAGAAGCUGACCAAGAAGACAAAUACUGGGGGCAGUGACUCCCCCAGAGCCAGUUCAGAAUUCUCGCCUGUCUCGCAAAGCCCCGGCCCUCCCCGCCGUUCUCUAGCACAUUUCUUGCAUCUGGGCGAAAAGGACUACACCUCCAGCGAGAACGACUCCGACUUGAGCGACUUGGAUAGCGAUGGACUGAGCAAAAACGCGCAGAAAAGGGCCCUUAUCAAACAAAGAAAGCAUGAACAACGUUCAAGGCUGAGCCUCGAACAUCGAGAUGACUCUUCCGAACGCGCAAAACAGAGGUUGGAAGAAGCCGCGAAGACCGAGACUGAAGAGAUGAAGGCUCGCUAUGGAGACCUGCCGUUGAUGCAGUCGACCACUCGCAACACUACCCAUCGCAUUGACCUCAAUACCGUCACUGAAGAGAUGCAGGGCCAGGAGAUCGCCUUCCGCUGCAGACUGCACAAUGUCCGGAGAAUGGGUGCCAGGCUGGUCUUUCUCGUUUUCCGACAACAACUGUCUACUAUCCAAGGCGUCCUUGUCGAACAGCCAGGCAAGAUCUCUGCACUCAUGGUUCAUUGGGCGGAGCAUUUGCGCACCGGCAACGUGAUGCUCGUCAAAGGAGUUCUGCAGAAGCCAGAGAUUCCUGUAAAGUCGGCUUCCAUUCACGAUUUGGAGGUCAAGGUGACCUAUUUGCACAUUAUUGUCAAGCGAGAUGAACCUGUGCCGUUCUCCGUCCAAGAGGCAGAACUGACCAUCUCCGAUGACGAGCACCCGAUUGAAGGCCGUCACACUUUGAUCCCUGACCGUACCAGGCUGGCUAACCGUAUUAUGGAUUUGCGGACUGCCACUUCCCAAUCGAUCUUCCGCAUCCAAGCCGGUGUGGGAAAUAUCUUCCGCACUAGUCUUGACGACCUACGCUUUGUGGAGAUCCAUACCCCCAAACUUCAGGGUGCUGCCACAGAAUCCGGCGCGUCUGUGUUCAAAGUCAACUACUUCGGACGCCCUGCUUUCCUUGCCCAGUCUCCUCAGCUUGCCAAACAGAUGGCUAUCGCCUCUGACUUUGAACGCGUUUACGAAAUCGGUGCUGUCUUCCGAGCCGAGAAUUCAAACACUCAUCGUCACUUGACAGAGUAUACUGGCCUCGAUCUGGAGAUGGCUAUUGAAGAGCACUACCAUGAGAUGAUGGACGUCAUUGACAACACUCUCAAGACCAUUUUCAAGGGAGUAUACACCAAGUAUCGCCGAGAAGUUGAGAUUGUCAAAGAGCAAUUCCCUAGUGAGGAUCUUGUCUGGCUCGAAGAAACGCCUAGAAUUCCCUUCAAGGAUGCGGUACAACUCUUGAAUGAUUCAGGCUGGCUGAAUGAAGACGGAGAGCCGGUCUCCCCUCUGGAAGAUCUGGCCACUCGAGAUGAGAUCCGGCUCGGUGAGGUCAUGAAGGAGAAGUACAAGACCGACUACUACAUCUUGGACAAAUUCCCGAGAUCGGCUCGACCUUUCUACACCAUGCCAGACGCGGAAGAUCCAAGAUUCACCAACUCCUUUGAUGUCUUCGUCAGAGGCCAAGAGAUCAUCUCUGGAGGCCAGCGUAUCCACGAGGCAACCAUGCUCGAGGACAAUAUGCGCCUAGUCGGCAUUGACCCCGAUGACAUGGCUGAGUACAUGGAAGGCUUCAAAUGGGGAGCCCCUCCACAUGCAGGGUGUGGUGUCGGCCUUGAACGUAUCGUGAUGCUCAUUCUCAAGCUCGGAAACAUUCGGUUGGCCUCGUUGUUCCACCGUGACCCUAAAUCAUUCCCGCUGAAGCCUGUGGUCGAGAAACUCCGACACCCGGAAGCCGAUACCCUCCACCCCAUUUGGCGCAGAGAACGUGGGCGCGAGAUUGCCGUCGAGGAUCGGCAGAUGCCAGAUCUUUUCGACCUCGUUGCCAACUAUGGUGAUGCCACGGCGACCUCAUGGGGCGACGCAAGGUACAAGAUCUGGCGUCACGCAGAUACUGGCGCUGCAGUGUCUUACGUGCCGGUUGGCCAUUACGCCAUCCUACCUGGGGACCCUCUUUGCGCCCCUAGUCAGUACUACCGUGUUGUUGUGGCCUUCCUUCAGUGGCUGAAGAAGGAGACUCACCUGAAACCAAUCUGGAUCCUGAUCGGGCCAGAAAUGGAGGAAGUUCUCGGCGAGCGAUUGGGCUGGAAGACACUUUCUUGUGUCGCCGAGGAACGUGUGGAUCCUCACAAGAAAACCGCCGAAUCGGACCCUGAAGUCGCCAGGAAGAUUCGAAAGGCUCAGGCCGAGGGUGUGAAGAUCACCGACUUGGAUCACAAACAUCCGGUCCCGGAAAGUAUCAAGCAACGUGCAAAUGCGAGAGUCAAGGAUUGGCUCGCGAAUCGCAAAGGUGCCCAGAUCCAUCUUUCCAAUAUCGAUCUAUUCCGAGACGAGAAGCACAGGCAUUACUACAUCGCCGAGGAUAAAGAGGGUACCCUCUGCGGUAUCGCAGUCAUGGCUGAGAUCGCCCCCAGUCGGGGUUGGCAAGCGAAGUACACCCUGGACUUCCCAGGAGCACCAUCCGGUACGAUCGAGUACGUUACCACUCACGCCUUGAACGCGGCUGCCAACGCUGGCAUCAAAUCCGUCACCUUCGGCGGUGGCGCCGCUGCUCAUCUGACUCCAGGUCAUCACAUGAGCGGGGCCAAGGUCAAGGUUUUGUCAGCCACGUACGAUGCCAUUAUCAAACAGUUCAAUUUGAUCAGGAAGUCGGAGUUCAGAGAAAAGAUGGGUGCCGUGGCCGACCCCUUGUGGAUUGCCUACCCACCUCAUGGCCUUGGGUCCAGGGGCAUCAAAGCAAUCAUGCGGUAA
Molecule: messenger RNA, 2856 nt
Organism: Capronia coronata CBS 617.96
Lineage: Eukaryota; Fungi; Ascomycota; Eurotiomycetes; Chaetothyriales; Herpotrichiellaceae
Product: aspartyl-tRNA synthetase
Exons: 2
Coding region: 1-2856 (951 amino acids)
Biological process (GO): aspartyl-tRNA aminoacylation
Cellular component (GO): aminoacyl-tRNA synthetase multienzyme complex; cytoplasm; cytosol
Molecular function (GO): aspartate-tRNA ligase activity; ATP binding; RNA binding
Source: RefSeq, a predicted model, not a curated record